AGAGAGAAGGAGAGAGAGAGGGACUUGAGUUCUGUUAUCUUCUUAGUAGAUUCCUAUUGUAAGGGUCCUAGAGGGGGUGGGGGGGUUGGCAAAAUCCUGGAGCCAGAAGAGAGGACAGCGGCAUUGAUCAAUCUUACAGCUAACAUGUUGUACCUGGAAAACAAUGCCCAGACUCAAUUUAGUGAGCCACAGUACACGAACCUGGGGCUCCUGAACAGCAUGGACCAGCAGAUUCAGAACGGCUCCUCAUCCACCAGCCCCUACAACACAGAUCACGCGCAGAAUAGUGUGACGGCACCCUCGCCCUACGCGCAGCCCAGCUCCACCUUUGACGCCCUCUCGCCAUCACCUGCCAUCCCCUCGAACACUGACUACCCGGGACCGCACAGCUUCGACGUGUCCUUCCAACAGUCCAGCACCGCCAAGUCAGCCACCUGGACGUAUUCCACUGAACUGAAGAAACUCUACUGCCAAAUUGCCAAGACAUGCCCCAUCCAGAUCAAGGUGAUGACCCCACCUCCUCAGGGUGCUGUCAUCCGUGCCAUGCCUGUCUACAAGAAAGCUGAGCAUGUCACCGAGGUGGUGAAACGAUGCCCCAACCAUGAGCUGAGCCGUGAAUUCAAUGAGGGACAGAUUGCCCCUCCUAGUCAUUUGAUUCGAGUGGAAGGGAACAGCCACGCCCAAUAUGUAGAAGACCCCAUCACAGGCAGACAGAGUGUGCUGGUACCUUAUGAGCCACCCCAGGUUGGCACUGAAUUCACGACAGUCUUGUACAAUUUCAUGUGUAACAGCAGUUGUGUUGGAGGGAUGAACCGCCGUCCAAUUUUAAUCAUCGUUACUCUGGAAACCAGAGAUGGGCAAGUCCUGGGCCGACGUUGCUUUGAGGCCCGGAUCUGUGCUUGCCCAGGGAGAGACAGGAAGGCUGAUGAAGACAGCAUCAGAAAGCAGCAGGUCUCGGACAGCACAAAGAACGGUGAUGGUACGAAGCGCCCUUUUCGUCAGAACACACAUGGCAUCCAGAUGACAUCCAUCAAGAAACGAAGAUCCCCUGAUGAUGAACUGUUAUACCUACCAGUGAGGGGCCGUGAGACAUACGAAAUGCUGCUGAAAAUCAAGGAAUCCCUGGAACUCAUGCAGUACCUUCCCCAGCACACGAUUGAAACAUACAGGCAGCAGCAGCAGCAGCAGCACCAGCAUUUACUUCAAAAACAGACCUCGAUGCAGUCUCAGUCUUCAUACGGUAACAGCUCCCCACCUCUGAACAAAAUGAACAGCAUGAACAAGCUGCCUUCUGUGAGCCAGCUUAUCAACCCUCAGCAGCGCAACGCCCUCACUCCCACCACCAUUCCAGAUGGCAUGGGAGCCAACAUUCCUAUGAUGGGCACCCACAUGCCAGUGGCUGGAGACAUGAAUGGACUCAGCCCCACCCAGGCCCUCCCUCCCCCACUCUCCAUGCCAUCCACCUCCCACUGCACCCCCCCACCUCCGUACCCCACAGAUUGCAGCCUUGUCAGUUUCUUAGCGAGGUUGGGCUGUUCAUCAUGUCUGGACUAUUUCACGACCCAGGGGCUGACCACCAUCUAUCAGAUUGAGCAUUACUCCAUGGAUGAUUUGGCAAGUCUAAAAAUUCCUGAGCAAUUCCGACAUGCAAUCUGGAAAGGCAUUCUGGACCACCGGCAGCUACACGACUUCUCCUCCCCUCCCCACCUCCUGCGGACCCCAAGUGGUACCUCUACAGUCAGUGUGGGCUCCAGUGAAACCCGGGGUGAGCGUGUUAUUGAUGCAGUGCGCUUCACCCUCCGCCAGACCAUCUCCUUCCCACCCCGAGAUGAAUGGAAUGACUUCAACUUUGACAUGGAUGCUCGUCGCAACAAGCAACAGCGUAUCAAAGAAGAGGGGGAGUGAGCAUUAUUGUGUGAGCUCUUUCCAUACUCUUCCCAUCAGCCCACCACCCUAUAAGGCACUACUGCUUGACCUUCAAAGCAUACUCCCUACCUCCUUCCUCUUCUCAGUGUGGUUUCUUAAGGGAAGGAGAAGUAAAAGGCUACAUUAACCUAAUGUCCAACCAGUUGUCUGGUUCUGAUUCUGGCUUUAAGCCUUCAAAUCUAUUAUUUGCAAGACUAAAGUUAUCAUGAAUUAGUAGAAGUGAGCGAAAAAGCAGUGAGUGUCUUCUUAAGCUGUAGAGCUCUCUCAUUGACUUUUAUAAAGCAUUUUCACUCUUAUAGUCUAAGACUAUAUAUUUAAAUAUAUAAAUAUACAGUAUAUAUUUUUGAUUGGGGGGCAUUGAGUAUUGUUUAAAAUAUAAUUUAAAGGAAAGAAAAUUGAGUUGCACUUAGUGACUUUUUUAAUUUACUUGUUUUGGAUGGCUUAUCUAUACCCCUUCUCUCAAGGGAUCCCAUGUAUGGUAAUACCUAUUUAGAGCUUGUGGUACAUGUGAGUGACAAUUAUGUAUAGGUCCCUUCAGUUCUUUUGAUGCUAAACAAAUGCCACAUCAAACCUUUGGUUAGAUUCAGAUGUAUUUACCAUUACUUAUUAUGUGACUAUAUACAUAUGUACAUGAUUCUCUAUUUUGAUGUAUCUUAUGUUACUGACAUUAGUAGUAUGGUGAUUCACUUUGGGGUUAAUCCAAUUAUAAGAAAAAGUUCAUAUUCAUAUUAUCACUAGAGGAAGGAAAUAUGCUCUCUUGCUUUUGGUUGGGAAUGGGGAAUAUGGGUCAUGGCUAAAAUUUUUCAAGGGUCCAUGGCAGCCAAUUAAAAAACACCUGGUAUCAUCUAUCUGGAUAUAUCAAUAAUCCCCUCAAAUUUAAUACCAGACAUAUGAUUUCUUAGUGUUUAUUGGUAAAACAUUUGUGGCCAUUAUAGAAGCCUUAAAACUGAAAUUUAUUAGUAGAUUGACAAACUCAAUUACACAUUUACUACUAUUGGUAGAAUUAAGGUUGAAUUGAUUGAAAUGAAUGUCAUCUACCUAGUUCUUACAGUGAAGUCAUAAUGGCUCUUCAGAAUAUCCAGGAAAAUGAAAUAUUAUAUGGGAAAUAUUGAAUCUCCACUAUUUAGUAAGAGACCUCAGUGGACCAUGAAUUUAAAUUCUUGGAAUACCUUUUGAAACAGAUAAUAUUAUCUGGUAAAUGUUUCUUUUAAAGACCCUCCUACUCUAUAAAAUUCUGCAUGUAGAAGCUUGUUUAUCUUUCUCUCUUCAAGGUUUAAAAUAGGAGUAGUGAUUUGGAAAAUACAAAAUUAGGAGAUUAGUUUUUCUCUGUGGCAUCAGUUACAUCACUAUUUCACUUCUCUUUUUUGAUCAAUGAGAGUUUCACUUUGUUGGAAAGUAACUGUGAGAACCCAAUUCCCCACCCAUCUCUCUCCUUGACUAUGCAUAGACAUAAAAAUUUCCCCACAGUUCAGGGGAUAAGCCUACUGUGGGAGCUGUUGCUUGAACCACAUAAACAAAGAGUUGUCUUCAAUGUUUGGGAAAAUAUGACAAUAUUCCCCUAAAUAUUUCAGAAACACACUUUGUAGCAAAUGCGUUUUUUUCAAACUAUAAAACAAAUAUUUUGUGUAUAUGCUAAUGAGAUAUAAAAUCUUUUACUUUCUGGUAAAGGGCUAUUCUUGCACAUAAGCUUCCAUUUGUAUUUUAAAGUGCAAAAGGGCUAAUGUGGCUCUAAAAUAUAAUGUAUGUGUUUCAUCUGAAAAGUGUAUAUAUGUUUUGUGUAUGAAAUUACAUAUUUUGUGUUUCAAUUAUUUUCUUUUUCUUUUGGGGAUAGUGGGUUUUUCAGAACCACAGUUGAAACCUUUUAUUAUUAUUAUUAUUAUUGUUUUUUUUAUAUUUUCAUGGAGAUACCAGUUAGUAAAACUAAAAGGUCAAUAAGAAAAAAAAAUGUCAUAAUUAAGAUGGGGGGAGAGAAAGUUGUUGUUUUUUUAUUAUUUUUAUUUUGUAUAUUCAAGAGAGUGAGUCCUUGAUUUCAAAGUUUCAUUGUGCUUAAAUGAUAAUAAGCACUGUUAACUUGUGGAACAAGCAGGCAGCUUUGAACACCUAUUAAGGGGAAGAACAAAAACUGUGCCUUGGCAAAGCUAGGAGGACACAUGGCUUCUUCUACUAUCCUGAGUGUUUGAGUAAACUUAAGGACUUCUGAGCUAUUUCAGCACUAUUCAGAUGGCACUAGGGGACUCAGAAAUCCCUGUACUGUAUCUCAUGGAUUUGGCACUAGGGGACUCAGAAAUCCCUGUACUGUAUCUCAUGGAUUUGGCAAUAGCCAAGUCUAAGUGCAACCACUGGCUUCACAUCCUGAUGGAAACUUAUACUCUUUGAGUGUAUGAGUAGCUAGGACAAUGGGGUAAAAGAAUAUUAAAGGCUCAUAAAUGGGAGUGGGCUUAAUGUUCCUCCAGUUCAGGGGAUAAGCCUUGUGGCCUUGUCGAAAAUGGAAAGGUUUUUGUUUGGAGGUGAUGAGAAACAGAAAUGGAGAACUGAGCUUUCUUCAUUAAAUCCAUUAAUAUUUGUUUUCUUGAUAUUCCUCUAAAAUAUAGUAUGUGGGAUGUUGAAUGUUUAAGGGUUGUAUUUUUUUAUUAUUUUUAUAAUUGUACAAAAAUUAGUAAAUGUCAAAUGUUUUAUAUACUUUAUUAAUGUUUUUGAAAGAUUCUUUCUUAGAGAUGUGAUACUUUUUUUUUAAGCUUCACUUGCUUGUCUUUUGGUAUUUUGUAUCAUGGGCUUUUGGUGAGCCAGAGGCAAAUCUACAAGCCACUAAAUGUUUACCAAGACAUGCAAUAAAAUUUAAAAAUAAAUAAAAAUGCAUUGAGAAAUGGUGUA
Myotis myotis is the source of this 4797-nucleotide messenger RNA. RefSeq names its product tumor protein p63 (gene TP63). The transcript has 12 exons. Gene Ontology annotation, biological process: apoptotic process; protein tetramerization; regulation of transcription by RNA polymerase II. Gene Ontology annotation, molecular function: RNA polymerase II cis-regulatory region sequence-specific DNA binding; protein binding; DNA-binding transcription factor activity, RNA polymerase II-specific. NCBI's taxonomy places the organism in Eukaryota, Metazoa, Chordata, Mammalia, Chiroptera, Vespertilionidae. The record is from RefSeq and is a predicted model, not a curated record. The coding region runs from base 145 to 1905 and encodes 586 amino acids. Gene Ontology annotation, cellular component: nucleus.